This is a messenger RNA of Hippocampus comes (tiger tail seahorse), 2988 nucleotides long. It is a transcript of the gene ptpn6, whose product is annotated as protein tyrosine phosphatase non-receptor type 6. The transcript has 18 exons. Gene Ontology annotation, biological process: intracellular signal transduction; peptidyl-tyrosine dephosphorylation; mitotic cell cycle. The record is from RefSeq and is a predicted model, not a curated record. Gene Ontology annotation, cellular component: cytoplasm. Lineage: Eukaryota; Metazoa; Chordata; Actinopteri; Syngnathiformes; Syngnathidae. The coding region runs from base 638 to 2731 and encodes 697 amino acids. Gene Ontology annotation, molecular function: phosphotyrosine residue binding; non-membrane spanning protein tyrosine phosphatase activity.
UAUUGAGCUGCGAAUAAGGAAGUGUACAGUGUCGCUGACCUUUGUGUUGUCACACAUGCGCGCGCACACACCUGCAACAGACGGCAGUAGCAGCAGACAGGUGGGCAGGCGGCCCGAGACACCUAAAAAAAAAAAAAAAAAUUGCUGAACAACCUCUUUGGAAAUUCUUUUCAGAAUGCCAACAGACAAUGUUUGACCUGCGCUUAAACCGACUCGCUCGAGGCUCACCGAAGAUCCCAAUGCAUUUGUAAUAUGGAUUUCUUGUGAUUUCCCGUGACUGUCACUUAGAACACCAACAAAAAAACAAAAACAAAAGAAGGGAGGAAUUCCGCCUUUGUCAGCUCUUCUGGUUCCUGUCGGGGCUUUCACUAUUUGGUGAAAGGAGCGACAAAAAGGAAGGAAGAGUGAAAGACAACGGUAGGCAGACUCGCACAGAGCCACAGCGAGGAGGGCAGUGUCGAGACCUGCUCACACGCGUUUGGGGACAGCAGAGAGGAAGACGUUUUUGUUUGCGUUCCCGCCGGGUCGCGCACGCAAAGCUGAGCCAGGAGGGAAUCAAAAGAAAAACAGGUGCCAGGCCUCCUGUCCGGCCUUCACUCUUGUCGCCGUCUGACCGAGACGCUGUGACGGCGCCAACAUGGUUCGGUGGUUCCACAGAGACAUCACAGGCCUGCAGGCCGAAGACUUGCUGAAGACUCAGGGCAUCGCCGGCAGCUUUCUGGCCCGACCCAGCAAAAAGAACGUGGGCGACUUCUCUCUAUCUGUCAGGGUGGGCGAGCAGGUGACCCACAUCCGCAUCCAAAACACGGGGGACUACUACGACCUCUACGGCGGGGAGAAGUUUGCCACGCUGUCCGAACUGGUGGAGUACUACACGGCCGACAGCGGCAUCCUGCAGGACAAGGACGGCACCGUCAUCGAGCUCAAAUACCCGCUCAACUGCUCCGACCCCACCACCGAGAGGCCCGCGUGCCCGCGAGCGCGCAGGUGGUUCCACAGAGACAUCACAGGCCUGCAGGCCGAAGACUUGCUGAAGACUCAGGGCAUCGCCGGCAGCUUUCUGGCCCGACCCAGCAAAAAGAACGUGGGCGACUUCUCUCUAUCUGUCAGGGUGGGCGAGCAGGUGACCCACAUCCGCAUCCAAAACACGGGGGACUACUACGACCUCUACGGCGGGGAGAAGUUUGCCACGCUGUCCGAACUGGUGGAGUACUACACGGCCGACAGCGGCAUCCUGCAGGACAAGGACGGCACCGUCAUCGAGCUCAAAUACCCGCUCAACUGCUCCGACCCCACCACCGAGAGGUGGUAUCACGGCCACCUGUCGGGUCCAAACGCGGAGAAGAUGCUGAUCGCUCGCGACGAGUCGGGCACCUUCCUGGUCAGAGAGUCGCUUUCCAAACCGGGAGAUUUUGUCCUGUCGGUUCUGACGGACGAGCGCGGCAAAACGGGCGCGAGGAGAGUUUCUCACAUCAAGAUCAUGUGUCAGAAUGAGCGGUACACCGUGGGAGGCUUGGACAUGUUCGACACGCUCAGCGACUUGGUGGACUUCUACAAACGGAAAGGCAUCGAGGAGAUUUCGGGGAACUGGGUGCACCUCAAACAACCAUAUUACUCCACCAGAGUGAACGCGGCCGACAUCGACAGCCGAGUGAAAGAAUUGGAUCAGACGACGCUCAUGCAGCAGGAGGCCGAAGGCGGGAAAAUCAAGGCGGGCUUCUGGGAGGAGUUUGAUGCUCUUCAAAAGUUGGAGGCAAAAGUGAAAAAGAGUCGCGAGGAAGGCCAGAGACCAGAGAACAAGUCCAAAAACAGAUACAAGAAUAUUCUUCCUUUCAAUGACACCAGAGUGACCCUGCAGGAUGCCGACCCCAACGUGGUGGGCUCCGAUUACAUCAACGCCAACUACAUGCGAAACACCUUGUGGGAGUCGGAGAAUCCGAAAGUUUACAUUGCCACUCAGGGUUGCCUGGCAACGACGGUCAACGACUUCUGGCAAAUGGUGUGGCAGGAGAACACCAGGGUCAUCGUCAUGACGACGAGGGAGGUGGAAAAAGGGCGGAAUAAAUGUGUGCCGUACUGGCCCGAGAGCCCGGGCACCAAGGAGGUGGGCCGCUACGUGGUGACCUCCAAAUCGGACUGGGAAGCGACCGAUUACAAAGUCCGAGUGUUGGAGGUGGCACCCGUGAACAAGCCCAAGCACUCCCGCACCGUCUGGCACUACCAGUACCUGAGCUGGCCCGACCACGGCGUCCCGCAGGAGCCCGGCGGCGUCCUCAGCUUCCUCACACAAGUCAACGCCAAACAAGCGGAAUAUCCGAAUGCCGGCCCCAUGGUCAUCCACUGCAGCGCUGGAAUUGGUCGGACAGGCACCAUUGUGGUGAUUGACAUGAUCAUUGAGACAAUUGACACAAUAGGUCUAAACUGUGACAUCGACAUCUCCAAGUACAUCCAGAUGGUGCGCGAGCAGCGCUCCGGCAUGGUCCAGACCGAGGCCCAGUACAAGUUCAUCUAUCUGUCCGUUUCCGAGUACAUCCAGACCACCAAGGCCAAAGAUGGCGCCUACAUGGAGCUUGAAACGGAGUACGAAAAUCUGCAGCUCAAACACCCGCCGGGGAGCAGGAGCGUUGCCAAAAGCAAAGAGUCGGAUGUGUACGAGAACCUGAGCAAAGCCAAGAAAGACAAGAAGAAGCCCAAGUCAGACAAGAAAAGUGGCUCGCUAAAGAAAAAAUAAUUUUUUUGGGGGUACAUUCUGAAGUCAUCCUGUGUUAUUUAUGUGGGCCCACUUUCACAACACAAACAUCAAGUCUAAUUUCAGUGCGACGACCAGACCGCAGCGUACUGAUGUGCUGAAAAUGAGUUCAGUACAACUAGAAGCUGCGUGGCUGCAUUUCUACAUGUACUCGACUGUACAACUUUGUGCGGACCAGCUUCUCAAAUCUUCACAUGUACAAUAAAAACGAACAGUUCAAGUCACAAGGAGCCAUUAAA